GAACGAGGACCGGGAGCGAGCGUGGAGGGCGUCCCGGGAGACCAAACUGGAGACCAUCCCAAACUGUGAAGCGUGCACCAAACCCACGCCGGAGGAGGUGCGGGGCUGGGCACAGUCCUUCGACAAGCUGAUGAAGAGCCCGGCGGGUCGCAAUGUCUUCCGGGAGUUCUUGCGGACUGAGUACAGCGAGGAGAACAUGCUCUUCUGGCUAGCGUGCGAGGAGCUCAAAAACGAGUGCAACAAGCAUACCAUCGACGAGAAGGCCAGGAUGAUCUACGAGGACUACAUCUCCAUCCUCUCGCCCAAAGAG
Balearica regulorum gibbericeps (East African grey crowned-crane) is the source of this 310-nucleotide messenger RNA. The record is from RefSeq and is a predicted model, not a curated record. NCBI's taxonomy places the organism in Eukaryota, Metazoa, Chordata, Aves, Gruiformes, Gruidae.